AUGUUGUUGCUUGCAGAAGUAGUGCUAAUUGCUGUUUUCUCAAGAGCUGAAAAGCCUGUUUGUCAGCAAUAUGGAACACAAGAACUGCUUCAGUUCUCCAAAGAAGGUGACAUUAUUAUAGGAGGAAUUUUUUCAUUCCAUAAAAAUCCCAUUAUUGUUAAUCCAACAUUUAAAGUCAACCCUGGACACAUCCAGUGUGAAGGAUUACAUCCUGGAGAAUUACAGCAUGCACAAGCCAUGAUCUUUGCUAUUGAAGAAAUCAACAACAGUUCAGAAAUGCUUCCUGAUGUUUACCUGGGCUAUAAGAUAUAUGAGGCUUGUCGUUCAAUGCCAUUGUCUAUAAAAGCAUCAUUAGACUUAAUGAAUGGGCAGGAAAAAGGAUUUAUCACUGACCAGCCCUGCAACAAAUCAUCUUCAGUCCAUGCCAUCAUAGGACAGUCCAGCUCCACUCUUGCAAUAGGAAUUGCAGCAACUGUUGGACCGUUUCACAUACCUGUGGUAAGUCACUUUGCUUCAUGUGCCUGUCUCAGUAAUAGAAAAGAUUUCCCCACCUUCUUCAGAACAAUUCCUAGCGAUUAUUACCAAAGCAGAGCAAUGGCAAAGCUUGUGAAGCACUUUGGAUGGACCUGGGUUGGGGCCAUUAGAAGUGACAGUGAUUAUGGCAACAGUGGGAUGGCUACCUUUGUACAAGCUGCCCAGCAGGAGGGUAUCUGUAUUGAAUAUUCAGAGGCCAUUUUCAGAAGUGACCCAAGAGAGAAAUUACUUAAGGUUGUGGACAUUGUGAAAAAGUCAACUUCAAGAGUCAUUGUUUCUUUUACUUCUUCUUUAGAUAUGGAAAUACUGGUAAAAGAACUGUUUAUUCAGAAUGUCACAGGUUUCCAGUGGGUGGGCAGUGAAUCCUGGAUUGCUGAGAGUCUUGUUGCGUCAGAGGAGGGCACUAAAGUCCUGAGUGGAGCCAUUGGUUUUGCGGUUCCAAAUGCAGAAAUACCAGGACUGAAACAGUUUAUUCUGAAUACUCGUCCGUCAAACAUAUCUGGAAACACUGGCUUGAAUAAGUUUUGGGAGAGUUUUUUCAGCUGUAGUCUAACUCCUCACAAGGACUCCGGUAUUGAGCCAUGCACAGGAAAAGAGACCCUAGAGGGAAUUAAUAACCAAUAUACAGAUGUGUCAGAGCUAAGAAGGACAUAUAAUGUGUAUAAAGCAGUGUAUGCUAUAGCUCAUGCAUUACACAGCCUUUUCAUGUGUGGAAAUGGCCAGGGACCAUUCCAUGGAAAUACAUGUGCAAACAAACACAAUAUAGAACCUUGGCAGGUGUUGCAUUACCUGACAAACGUUAACUUCACCACCAGGGAUGGAGAGAAAAUAUAUUUUGAUAAAAAUGGGGAUCCAGCAGCUCGAUACACACUUAUAAACUGGCAAAAUAAUGAGGAAGGAAUUACAAUAUUUCAGACUAUUGGUCUAUAUGAUGGCUCUUUACCAGAAGGACAGCAGUUUAUAAUGAAUGACAUCAGGCCUGUGUGGGCAGGUGAUCAAGAUAAGGCUCCAAAAUCAGUCUGCAGUGAGAGCUGCCUUCCAGGGACUCGUAAGGCCAUUGAGAAAGGGAAGCCAGUCUGCUGCUUUGUCUGCAUCCCCUGUGCAGAGGGAGAGUUCAGCAACACUACAGAUUCUGUGGAGUGUUCACAAUGUCAUUUGGAAUACAGAUCCAAUGCGCAAAGAACUCAAUGCAUCUUAAAAAACAUUGAGUUUUUAUUUUUUGGAGAAUUAAUGGGGAUACUUUUGGUAACAUUUUCUGUUUUAGGAUGUAUCCUAACCAUAGCAAUUGCUAUAAUUUUUUUCCAAUACAGAUUUACUCCAAUAGUAAGAGCAAAUAACUCUGAACUGAGUUUUCUUCUGCUCUUUUCAUUGACUCUGUGUUUCCUCUGUUCACUUUCUUUCAUCGGCCAGCCCUCUGACUGGUCCUGUAUGUUGCGCCACACAGCAUUUGGGAUCACAUUUGUCCUGUGCAUCUCUUGUGUUCUGGGGAAAACAAUAGUGGUGUUAAUGGCCUUUAGGGCUACACUUCCAGGCAAUAACAUUAUGAAAUGGUUCGGGCCCAAACAGCAGUGCUUAAGUGUUCUUUUUUUCACGCUCAUACAGAUCUUUAUUUGUGUUGUUUGGUUGGCAAAAUCAGCUCCUUUUCCUAACAAGAACAUGAGCUACUAUAGAGAAAAAAUUAUUUUGGAGUGUGACUUAGGAUCAACAAUAGCAUAUUGUGCUGUGUUAGGGUAUAUAGGAUUGCUCGCUGCCACGUGCUUUGUGCUCGCUUUCCUGGCUCGGAAUCUACCUGAUAACUUCAAUGAAGCCAAAUUCAUUACAUUCAGCAUGCUCAUAUUCUGUGCUGUCUGGAUCACCUUUAUCCCAGCCUAUAUCAGCUCUCCUGGGAAGUUCACAGUAGCUGUGGAAAUAUUUGCUAUUUUAGCUUCUAGUUUUGGUUUGCUGUUUUGUAUUUUUAUGCCAAAAUGUUACAUUAUUUUACUGAAACCUGAAGAAAAUACCAAAAGAAAUGUAAUGGGUAAAAUAUCCUCAAAAUCUCUCUAA
Lepisosteus oculatus (spotted gar) is the source of this 2577-nucleotide messenger RNA. Lineage: Eukaryota; Metazoa; Chordata; Actinopteri; Semionotiformes; Lepisosteidae. The record is from RefSeq and is a predicted model, not a curated record.